Molecule: messenger RNA, 954 nt
Organism: Echinops telfairi (small Madagascar hedgehog)
Lineage: Eukaryota; Metazoa; Chordata; Mammalia; Afrosoricida; Tenrecidae
Product: olfactory receptor 2M2-like
Exons: 2
Coding region: 1-954 (317 amino acids)
Biological process (GO): G protein-coupled receptor signaling pathway
Cellular component (GO): membrane
Molecular function (GO): G protein-coupled receptor activity; olfactory receptor activity
Source: RefSeq, a predicted model, not a curated record
AUGCAGGAGAUCAAAGAUAUGAAAAGAGGAAACAUAACCUCCAUGAUGGGUUUUACCCUUCUUGGACUUUUCCCAGGCACAAGAUACCUGGAAUUCCUCGUCUACACAAUAUUCCUCAUGUACAUCAUUGCCAUCACUGCAAACACCAUUCUGGUCCUUCUCCUCUCUCUGGAUCCCCAACUCCAGAGCCCCAUGUACUUCCUGCUCAGUCAGCUCUCCCUCAUGGACAUCUCCCUCAUCUCCACCACUAUCCCCAAGAUGCUAACCAACUUUUUCUCAGGCACAACAGAUAUUUCAUAUAUUGCCUGUGGGACACAGGUCUAUUUGUAUAUUUCCCUUGCAGGGAGUGAAUGUAUUCUGCUCACCCUGAUGGCCUAUGAUCGCUAUGUGGCUAUUUGCAACCCCCUGAGGUAUGUGACCACCAUGAAUUCUCAUGUAUGCCUGCAGAUGGCCAUUGUGUCCUGGGUUGGCGGAGCAAUUAAUUCCCUACUUCAAACCACAUAUUCCAUGCAUUUUCCUAGAUGUGGCUCCAGAGAAAUCCAUCAUUUCUUCUGUGAGAUACAGGCUGUUCUCAAGUUGGCAUGUGAGGACACAUCAGUUUAUGAGAAAGUAGUGUCAGUGAUGGGAAUUAUAUUUCUUCUCAUACCCUUCGGCCUCAUCCUCACUUCCUAUACUCUCAUCUUUCUUAGUGUUCUCCAUGUAAAUUCUCCCAAGGGGAGAAAUAGAGCUCUCGCUACAUGUUCUUCCCAUCUGAUGGUGGUGUUUCUCUACUUUGGUCCAACUAUGGUCAUCUAUUUGACGCCCAGUGCCUUGCACUCCUCAGAACAAGACCAGAGUGUCUCAGUAUUCUAUACCAUCCUCACCCCCAUGUUGAACCCUCUGAUAUACAGUCUAAGGAACAAAGAUGUUGGAAAGGCUCUGAGAAAAAUAUAUGCAAAAAUUCAUCAUAAUUAG